AUGGACGUGAAGAAUAUGAGAAAUGAAUUCAUUCUCGAGGAAGAAAUCAACGUCUUUGAUGAAUACAAAUCGUACAUAAGUGAUAGUAACAACAACCCCAGAAGCGAAAAAAAAGUGUCAAGUCAUUCAAGUAAAAAUUACAAUGAGGAGGAGGAAGAAGAGGAGGACGACAACAAGCACAGGAAGGAGAAAACAAAUUCGCGCAUUGUGCAGGAUGGCCAGCAGGGAGGGAAGCCAAGCCGAGCGGGCCACCCCAAAAGGAACGAUCCGGAAAAUGUCACCAGUGGGAGCGGUGCGAAUGGUGCGAGCGGUGCGAGCGGUGAAGAAGGUACCACCCACGCCAAUGACGAUGACAGCAGUUUGAAGGCCCGCGAAAGGAGGACCCCAUCGGGCAAGUGCCCAGCCGAAAGCGCAGAAAAUAAAAACGUGUCCGUGAAGGACAAAAUGAGGGAAGACCCAUGUUAUGUACCCAAGGAAGCAAGGUAUUUCCUGCACGAUAACAGAUUCGAAAAUAAUGAGAGUAAAGGGAAGAAGAAAGCCGGUGAAAAAAAAAAAACAGGAAAUAAUAAAACGACCUACAUAGAUGAAAAAAGGUGGAAGCAUGACCUCUUUUAUGAUUAUAAAUACGAUGAAUAUUAUGGGAAGGAAAGAAAUCACAACAAGAAAUACAGCAACGGUAUGUACAGCAACGGUGUAUACAGUAACGGCAUGUAUAGUAACGGCAUGUACAGCAAUGGCAUGUACAGCAAUGGUAUGUAUAGUAAUAGGUAUUAUGGGGCCAAAAACAGUAAACAUGAAAAGAAUGGCUACUCAAUGGCCUAUAAAAAUAAUAGCAAGGAUAAUUACUACUAUGAUAAUAACAGGGGGAAAAACUCCAAAGUUUUUAACUACAGUAAUAAGUACUAUGGGGAAGCUACCAAAGGGAAAACGCCCACUGUGAAACGGGACAACAGAACGAACAGCUUCUAUGAGACGAAGCAGAUGGAUUUGUGUGCUGAUAAGGUGAAAGUGGGGAAAUUCAUCGAAAAGGAAGACUUAGGAAAGGAUGAAGGAGAUGGGGGUGGCGGUGGUGGAGGAGGAGAUGGUGGACGUGCCCUCUCCAUUUUGGGGGCACACCCAGAUGGGGAGGCCUCCCUCGCAACAGACGCCCAUGGGCAGAUAAACAAUUCGGAAAAGAAAACGAAGAAACAGACGCUGCUCAAGAAAUGUAAAAAUGAAAAGGGCGAAGUGAGCCCCAGUGAAAAUAACAAACCAGUUGGUGACGAACCUGACGAAGUGGCAGAAGUCGUUGGUGUGCUCGCCAUGGAUGGAGCCCCUGCAACGAAUGAUGCGGUGGAGCGCGGUGAAAUGUCGGCAAAGGGCACCAAGGAAGGACACCGAGAGUGUCAACAGGAUGAAAUGAAGGCGGAGAAGGGAGGGAACAAAGGUGCACACGGAAGUGAUAAAAAAAGGGAAGACAAAAGAGAGGAUGUUCUCAUCGCCAAGAACGCGGAGGAAGAGGCGGAGCCUAGCCAAACCCAAAGCAACACCCCGAGCAAAAAAAGAAUGGAUGGAAAGGAAAAAAAAGAAUUCGCAAAGGCAACUCAAAACGGAGGUGAAGGAAAGAAGUACGUAGCGCCCUACAAAUCUAAGUCAAGCUACAACAGUAAUAACAAUUACAUAAUGAACGACCGAGGCAGCUCGAGCAAAUACCAAGGAGCGCGAUUCGUCUAUUUGAAGGACGAAAGUUAUGCCUCCCAAUCGAGUUUAAAAAAGAAAUACAAUAGUAAAAGGAACUACCUAUAUGAGGAGAAUUACAACAACGCCAGUUCCUACGCGCAUGCAAAUAGUGGCAACGCAGACUACGCGAGGAAGACGUAUGCCGCGAAAAAUAAGUAUGCAGGACCACCCCCCUCAGGUGGGAAUAACCCCUCGAACGUCAACUCUGGUGCGAAUAACAACCACCUUAACAACAACUACAGCAACGGUAAUGGCCACCCCGCAAUUGGCAAUUACCAGCGGAAUCACCACCACGCGUAUAAUGACAGUGAGAGGAACGGCCCAGAAAAACCACACCAUGACGAGCACCCCCAUGAAAAGAACUACAAUCCUGGUAGGGGCUUCCUCAGGGAGAACAAAACCCCCACGGAGAGGGAGAAAAACGAAUACAAGUACAGGUCCUCCAGGAAGUAUGCAAACAGUGCGGGUGGAAACGCAGUGGGGGUGAAGAAGAAGGGCGAACAGAAGAGUGAAACAAAGGGAGAACAGAAGAGUGAACUAAAGGGAGAACAGAAGAGUGAAGCAAAAGGAGAUCAGAAGAACGAACUGAAGAGCGAGCCACCUGCGCAACAUCCCGGGGAGGAAGAACCUGCGAAGAAGAAGAAAGAGAAAUAUGCCAGUAAGGAAAACGGUGCAGAUAAAUCUCCCAGCCGUGUGCCCCCAGGAAAAGGAGCCACGGAUGAGAAGGACGCUGACGCCAAGUACGGAAGCAGCAAUGAAGAACAUGCGAAGGAAAACGACACGGGGAGAGGAAGCUAUAAAAAGAAAAAAAAAGGGAGCAGCAUGAGGACCUAUGACCACACAGAUAGUUACAGGGAAAAGGGAAAACAGGACAACGCCGAUGACACAUUCUAUUAUGAAAAUGAAAAAAGCGAAAGAAAAUGGGAUGAUAAUAGUAGGUAUUACAAGGAGAGUAAAAAGGAGAGGGAGAAAUAUGUGCCAAAUGGGAAGAACGUCAAACAGGGGAAAUACGGAAGUGACACCAAGUAUGGAAGGAGCUACGCUGGUAAGGGAACGGACAAGAGGAACCGAGCACAGGAUGGCAGUAACGAUGUGAGUGAGGUGGCGGACCAGGUAAACUCACACCUCAUCAGAGCAAAGGAUGUCGCAAAUGUGAAGCGUGACGGUAGCACCGCUCGUGAGGAUACACAUAUGGUGGCUACCCAGGACGCGGACAGAAUGAAGGCCCCCAAGGGGAAGGAACAGAGCAGCGGUGGAAAGGUUCAGGAGCAUAGAAGGGGUGACAAGGAGGGCAAAGACGAUGAAGUUAACCAUGUCGAUGUGCAUGGAGAGGGUAACAACAAGGUCGCCCAGGAUGGUGACGAGUCGAACAGCUGCCAGCAGAACAGCGGCGAAGUGAAGAGCGGCGAACCGAACUUCCCCGAACCCACUCACAAACGCGAGGCAGCGGAGGAGAACCCCCCGAGCCAUGAGAAGGAUGAACACAAGACGGAGUCCAGCGCAGACGGAAAGGCAAACAUAACAGCCGGUCCAUCCCUCGAUAGGAGCAAAAAGGCGAACAACAAUUUUAAGCCCCAUGGAAAUGCAUUCCCCAAAAAGAAAACUAGAAACCAGCAGAAUUAUGACACUAACAAUGAGUUCAGCGGUAACAAUGUGAACAGCGGCAACCACGUGAACAGUGGCAGCAGUGUGAACAGGAAGAACGACGCGAACAACCCGAACAACGCGAACAACCCGAACAACGCGAGCAACGCGAACAGCGCAUUUACGAAACAGUACUCGCAUAAGGGAACAUAUACCAAUAUGAAAAGGAAAAAAAAAGAAGAUUUUGUGAAUAGCGCAACGCAACAUAGAGGAGCAACUUCUGCAACAGGAGGGGGAAAUGAAUUCUCCAAUGGGAAAGCCUUUAAUUAUAAAAAGAGUCAUGACGAGCAUAGCAGCACCAAUAUGGGUAGCAACACGCAGGUGCCUUUUGGAGACGGCAGGAAGAAUGCCACGGGCCCGCAUGACGCGAACAAGAACUUUCAGCCAAAUGAGAAGCGCUACGAUGGGUACACAAAUGGGGAGAAACCCUAUGAUGGUAAUUUUGCAAGUAAUGGCAGCCCCGGGUACGGGGGCGCCUGCGGCUACGAGGGUAGCGGUGUGGGAAGCGGUGUGGGAAGCGGUGUGCCAAACGGUGCGGCAAGUGGCAUGGCAAGUGGUAUGACAAACGGCAUGCCUAGCGGAAGCGGAAACGGAAACGCCACUGGCAACUGCGGCGCCGGCGGGAACUUCUACUACCCGGAAGGCUUCUACCCCCCCGGUGGCGCCAACUACAUGGGAGACAACCCCGCCUUCUUUGGAGACAACCGCUACAUGAACCACCCCAUGAACGACCACUACAUGGGGGGAAACUACAUGGGCGGCAACUACAUGACCAACCAGAAUUACCUGAACGACCCCAACUACAUGGCCAACCAGAACUACAUGAAUGACCCCAAUUACAUGAACGACCCAAACUACAUGCGAAACAGGAGCUGCCUUGGCACCCAGAAUUGCCCUAACUAUAUGAACGACCCGAAUUACAUGAACGACCAGAGCUACAUGAACGACCCCAACUACGUGAGCAACGCUAACUAUGUGGGUGAUCCCAAUUAUGUGAGCGACCCCAAUUAUGUGAGCGACCCCAAUUAUGUGAGCGACCCCAACUACCUUAGCAACCCGAACUGCAUGAACAACAACCCCAGUUAUGCGAAUAACAACCCAGGUUAUGCGAGCAACCCCAAUUAUGCGAGCAACCCCAAUUAUGCGAGCAACAACCCCAAUUAUGCUAACAACAACCCCAGUUAUGCGAACACCCCUAGUUAUCCGAACACCCCUAGUUAUCCGAACAACCCCAACUACAUGAACAGCCCAAACUACAUGAACACCCCUAACUAUAUGAAUGACGGGUACGUCCAUGAUGCCUACAUGAACAACACCUAUAUGAAUGGGGGGAGCACCUACUACUAUGACCCCAUGUAUGGGAGCUACCCCAACGAGAAUGACCAGUACUACUACAAUGAGGGUAACAAGUACCAGUAGAGCAGUAGGGCAGUAUAGCAGUAGAGCAGUAGAGCAGUAGGGCAGUAUAGCAGUAGAGCAGUAGAGCAGUAGGGCAGUAUAGCAGUAGAGCAGUAGAGCAGUAGAGCAGUAGAGCAGUAGAGCGGAGGAAUGGGUCCAUCGAAUCAACCUGGUGGACGCGUUUCCCUCUAUGCGUUGUUCUCCCCGUGGUGUUUUCCCCCCCGGUUGUCUGCACCCGUGAGUCGCACCUCCGGUGGGUGAGGCGACAAGCAUGUGUAUGUAGCAUGUGUGUGUGUAGCAUAUGGGUGUGCACCAUAUGUGCAUGCAAGCAUGUAGCCACAUUUGUGUAUACCUGUGCGCCCCCACCCACCAAGGGUACUACUACGAGGCGGAUAUGCCAAUUGUCUGUGCAGGCGGGUGUGUACGCGUUUCCGCCGGAGUCACGCCAACCGUUUGUGCGCGCACGAGGACGAAGUGGUCAAAUUGUGCGAAGUGUACGCCUGUGUGAUGAACCUUCCUCAUUCUCUCCACGUCCGGUUACCCGCCCCAUUCGUGUUUCUUCACUGUCAUUUCCCCACUACCUACCUUACCUGCUUACCCCCUUACCUUUUUUUUUUUUUUUUUUUUGUUAAGAACCCCUUUUCUUUAAUAUUGUAUCUAUGCCUAUGCAACCAUUACACGCUUGCACGAAUGGCCCCGUUUUUGCAUCUCCAAAUUCUGUGCAUGUGAGCCCCUUGCUUAGGUGUUCACAAUUUAUUUACCUUUUGCUCCUUUGUGAUUAUAGUAAUUAAAGAAGUGUGUUCACGUGCAGAUGCCUAUAUGUGUGCCUACCUACCUACCCACGUACGUA
Molecule: messenger RNA, 5611 nt
Organism: Plasmodium vivax (malaria parasite P. vivax)
Lineage: Eukaryota; Apicomplexa; Aconoidasida; Haemosporida; Plasmodiidae
Exons: 2
Coding region: 1-4782 (1593 amino acids)
Biological process (GO): mRNA processing
Cellular component (GO): exon-exon junction complex
Molecular function (GO): mRNA binding
Source: RefSeq, a predicted model, not a curated record